Molecule: messenger RNA, 1709 nt
Organism: Setaria italica (foxtail millet)
Lineage: Eukaryota; Viridiplantae; Streptophyta; Magnoliopsida; Poales; Poaceae
Product: vegetative cell wall protein gp1
Exons: 1
Coding region: 517-1266 (249 amino acids)
Source: RefSeq, a predicted model, not a curated record
UCCCCUCCCAUAUUUCCCCCCCAACGUUAGACGGUGUGACACCUAACCCAUCUCUCAACCUUCAUCUCUCUGCUAUAAAGAGAGGGCUUCGCAUGCCACCGAGCUGUAGCCCGGAGGUGGAGGGUGGGCUUGGUCUGGUGCAUGGCCAUUCCUUCUCUACUGCCUUAGACAACAGCUGGAGGAAGAUAACAUCUUCUCCACACACCAGAAUAGAUAUAGCCUCUUCUUCCUCCUCGUUUUCUUCGUUCUUCUUUUUCUUCGUUUCUUUCUUCUUCUUGAUCUCUAAAGCCGCCAUCGAUCAAUCCUAGCAUCCUUGCUGUUUUUCUUCCCCAAGGAUCUUGCUAGCUUCCUCUUGCAGAUUUCACUCAAAACUAAUACAAGUUCUUUCAACUUUUAACCUUCUCAGCAGUUCUCCUUUUAACUUCCUUUGCCCUUCAGCAAUCCCAACGAAAACCCGUCUUUCCUGAGCAAAAUAGCGCAGAGAGACCUAAAAACCUUUCCUCCUAGAUCAACAAGAUGGAAAACGUUCUCCUGGAUCGAUCGUCUGGAAGCUUUGAGUUCCCGAAGAGGUCCCUCGGCCGCAGCCGGCGGGGGCUCGCCGCGAGGCCGGCGGCGCCGGGCGGGGCGUACAGCUCCUUCCCGACGUACCAGCCGCCAUACAGUGGCGCGUGGACCUCCGCUCCAGCGCUUCCGUACGCGAGGCCUCCGAUAUACUCGUCGCCAUCUCUGCCUCUCCUACCGUCCAACCAACCGCCGCUGCUGCCGCUCCCACCCACCGCUACCAAGUACGCUACUUUCCCCUGCCUACCGGCGGCAGCUCCGCCUCCAUCACCACCGCCGGCGCCACGCGCGGCGGGCAGGGGUAGCGCAGGGGUAACUACCGCGGUUCCAGCAGCAGCAGCUCCAGCACCUGCGCGGCGCGAGAGGGACAGGAGGAGGAGGCCGGCAAGGCCGCCGCCGCCGCCGUCGACGGCGGAGGCGCCCAGGGCGCAGAAGAAGAAGCCACUGGAGCGGGCCACGCCUCUGCCGCCGGCGCCGGUGGUGACGGAGGCGCUGGACGACCUCGAGCGGGAGGUGGCCAGGAACUUCGUCCAGGACCUGCUGCACGCACUGGCACCGCCACCGAGCAGCCUGCCGCUGCCCAGGUUCUCCCUCGUCGCGAAAGCGUCCCCUGCCACGAGCCCCAGGGUGGUGGCGCCGGCCGCGCCGUCCUGCAACGUGGAGGCUGCCGCCGCCGACGGCAUCCACGGCCUCCUCCGCCUGUAGGAGAAGGCUUCGCUCUCCGCCGUGUUUGGUAUUCUAUAAUAUUUCCCUCCAAUAUUAUUUUUUUGGUUGGGAAAAUUAAAUGCGUACUAUAAAGGUAGAAAAAUAUUGGGAGAAAAGAUGUGAUGCUCGAGCCAUGGUCGGUCGAGUUGUCCGUAGUGUGACUGUGAUGGUGGCGUUGGAUGGAUGCUAUCUCUGGCGGUGCAAAAGCGAGAGGAAGAAGACGAUGUCAGCUAAGGUUUUAUUAGUUUGUGUGAGACGUCGUGUGGUAGAUAUCUAGGGUUUUACGUGAUGUCUACCGACGUAAGUACGUAACUGUGUGCGUAGUUCUGCUUUCUUGAUUGGGUGAUGGGUUUUUGAAUUACCUUGUAUCAAGAGAUUACUACAUAUAUAUGGUGUAUGCAAGCGUGACUUUACUUAUAUACAAAAAAUGUGUUCUUGAUAAA